AUGGCCAACCCUCUCGCCGGACCCAAGUACAACAAAGCCUACGUCCUAGCCCACUGCGCAACUCGUAACUUCUACCAUACCGGUAAAGGCGUAUGGUACGAAGGUCUUCCUCCAGAUGGAUCGGACCCUAGAAUGGGUAUCAAGGGACCAGGUGCUGCUGCGUGGAAAGCCCGAAAUACAAACCAGACAGCAGAGCAAAUUGCCCAAGUCACGGGAACAAGCGCCCCGAGCAUCGCAGCACCUCCCGCCGCCACCCCUGCCUCGAUCAACCCGCCAGCAGCCCAGCCAGCGCCGCCGUCUCUCGUCGUCGUCCUGAGGCGCGUAAUGCUUGAAGCGGGCAUCGCCCGUCUCAGCGCCCCGAGCACAGCACCAGCACCCUCCCUCCCCGUCCGCCUGCCAGUCACAGCACCAGCGCCCGCCGCCCAGCCCUUCUCCUACUUCGGAGCUGGCCUUCCCUCCGCCGCGCCGCCAUCACCCACCACCACCCUCCCACCACCAACCGCACCACCAACCCGCCCCCUCUCUUCUCGCCUCGCCGCAAAGCGCGCGGCAUCACCACCACCACCACCACCACCACCAACCCCACCAAAGCGCCGCCAGCCCGCUCCCAAGCCCCGCGCGGCCAGCAACAACGACGAGGAAGCCCCUCCCGUGCGCCUCGACGACAACGGGCGGCCAUACUUGGCCAACGGGCCACGCGACGCGGUCGAGCGUCACCGACGUGGCCUCGAUAUGAGGGGUGUGGAUGUUUCUGGUGGAGCGGCCGUCGUGCGCGGCUGUCCUUACUCCGAUCUUCGGGGUUGGAGGGCUAGUUCGCCGCGGCCGUGGGAUGAGACGGCGAAGGAGAUGGCGGCCAGGCUGGCGAGGGAGGAAGAAGAUGGGGAGGAAGAGGAAGGCGAGGGUGCUGGGGGGGGCACCCUGUCGAUGAUGAUGAUGAUCUGUAUGAUUGAAGCGUUUUUGUUUUUUGGUGCGUGUUGCGGGUUGUGCUUUUGGGAGUUUGGGAAGAUACCCUGGGUUCGUUGUUGUCGCCGUACCUUUUUUUCUGUUUUCUUUAGUCUGGUAGCAUGA
This is a messenger RNA of Fulvia fulva, 1068 nucleotides long. RefSeq lists its product as uncharacterized. The coding region runs from base 1 to 1068 and encodes 355 amino acids. The transcript has 2 exons. The record is from RefSeq and is a predicted model, not a curated record. NCBI's taxonomy places the organism in Eukaryota, Fungi, Ascomycota, Dothideomycetes, Mycosphaerellales, Mycosphaerellaceae.